This is a messenger RNA of Didymodactylos carnosus, 1275 nucleotides long. The record is from the annotation of a GenBank genome assembly. NCBI's taxonomy places the organism in Eukaryota, Metazoa, Rotifera, Eurotatoria, Philodinida, Philodinidae.
AUGAGUUUAUCAAUAAUCAGUCAACACUGUAAAACUAUACAAGAACAAUAUAGCAUAAAUGUUGAAUUAAAACUUUUGCUUGAUGAUAUUGUACAAGAAUUAAAUAAAUUAAAAGAAAACGAUAAUAAUGAAGAUUUAUUUUAUAAUAGUCUACAAGAAAUUCUUCUUAUUAUAAAUAAUGUUGAUACAUCUCUGUUAAAUCAUGAAUUAUUUUUCAUACUUCGAGAUAUAUUAGCAACAUUGUUUUCGAAAUGGAAUAAUUUAAGUGAACAAGAAGCAGUAAUAUUUCAAAUGAUUAAUACUCAUUUUUAUAAUAUUCUAAAUGCUAUUGGUGAAACAAAUAUAGAAGAAUAUAAAAUUUUAUUCUGCAAUAAAACAUUGAUCGAUUCAAUAAUAUUAUGUGUUGAUAGUCUAGCUACAAAUGAUGAACAGUACAAAUCUGAUACAAAUCUAUCGAUUCUUAAUUGUAUGAUAAUUGGAUUGAAUCAUUUGCAGGUAAAACAAAAACAACUACAAGAUGAUUCUACAUUAUUAGCACUAUUAGAUUCACUAGUAAAUUUAAUUUGUUCACACUAUUACGUUGACGCACUCAAAGAUUUGGAGUUAGAGUCAACAUCGAUAACCAUAGCACAAGAUUUUCUAUUAGAAACAUGUCCAUUGUAUAUUGUUACUUACGAUGGUACACGAGAAGGAGAUAUUUCGGAGACAAUAUCUAAUUUUCUAUUUCCUAGUCACUGUUUGGAUAUAUUCCAAAGAUUUACAUCGACAAUAUCUUCAUGGACAAAUAUUGUCAUUCGAUGUAUGUCAAGUUUAAUGUCUAUUUUGCAAUAUAUUGUAUUUAGAGAUAAUAGAAAACUCUAUGGUUAUAUACAUUUAAGAUUAGUUGAUCAUAUUUAUAUUAUUUUAAAUGGAUUUACAAUAGAAAAUAUCGAAGAUAAUGGAUAUUUGAAAAAUUUUAUUUUAUAUACAAUUAUUUAUUUGUAUAGUUUUACAGUUGAUCUACCAUUAUUAACAUAUAUUAAACAAGAAAAAGAUUUUAUACCAAUAUUAUUAAAAUUAAUAGAAGUAAAUAAUAGCAUAAUACAAGUAAAUGCUUAUCGUGUUUUAGCAACAAUUCUAAGUGAAGAUGAUGUAAAGCAAUUAGAAAAUCCAAGCAAAAUUACACAAGUAUUUGUUGAAUACAUUGCGUUACAUAUUGAUAAUAUGUACAGAAAAAACAUAUUAGAAACUACAUUACUUGGUCUGAUAAGUACGUUCUUGUGUGGUAUUUGUUGA